Messenger RNA from Eimeria maxima, 2841 nucleotides. Its product is annotated as arginyl-tRNA synthetase, putative. The transcript is spliced from 10 exons. The coding region runs from base 1 to 2841 and encodes 946 amino acids. The record is from RefSeq and is a predicted model, not a curated record. Gene Ontology annotation, molecular function: arginine-tRNA ligase activity; ATP binding. Lineage: Eukaryota; Apicomplexa; Conoidasida; Eucoccidiorida; Eimeriidae. Gene Ontology annotation, biological process: arginyl-tRNA aminoacylation.
AUGAAGGCUCUCCCACAGAAGGGCGCUGCAGCAGCAGCAGCAGCUAGUGCAGCAGCAAGCGCAACUGCUGCAGCAGGUGCAGCAGUAGCAGCAGCAGCAGCAAUAACUACAGCAGCAGCAAUCUUUGUAGGUCAGGGGCCUCAUAAGAUAUCUUCUCUAACUUUUAUUUCCCCUGCAAGAGAAAUACAAUCUCCGCUGUAUAUACACCAGGGCCUCCGCCUCCAGCAUCAGCAGCAGCAACAGCAGCAGCAGCAGCAGCUGGUGCAGCGGGAGCGGCGGCAGUUCCCCCUCCCGCACCCUAUGCGUGUUGAGGGGCCACCUGCACGCUGCAGCAGCAGUAUGCUGCUCCCCCUAAACAGCUGCAGCAGUAACAGCAGCAGCAGCAGCAGCACCUGGCGGAGCAGCGCUAGCUCCAUCAAUAGCAGCAGCAGCAACAGCAGCAGCAAUAGUAGCACACUUCAGGAUGUCUGCUUACUGAUAGAGGAGGAGGUGCGGACGCAUGCAAGGAAGGCAGGCAUUUGCUGCGAAGACCUCAAGAUCCGCGUAACCCCGGCAAGCCCCGCAGUUGAGGGAUAUGAGCUGCAGGCCAACAUCGCCGCAUUGCUGAAGCAGCAGCAGCAGCAGCAACGGCAGCGGCGGCAGCAACAAGAGAAGCAACAGCAGCAGCCUGAAAACUCAAUACAACUCCCCAGUGAAGCAACAAUAUCAGAAGCACGUGCAAGCAGGACAGCAGCAGCAGCAGCAGCAGCAGCAGCAGAUGAGGGUUUACGUGAUGGUGCUGAGUUUGUUGCAUCCUUGAUGAAAGAAAGUUCGCUCCUUAAAGAAAUUUGCUCUGCAGCAGAAUAUACAGGAAAAGGCUUUAUAAGUUUCCGACUUCGAGACGAUUUGUUGCUGCAACUGCUGCAGCAGCAGACACAAGAUCCAGACCGCCUAGGCCUACCCCCUGUAUUGGGGCUGGAUCGCAUGCAGCUGUUGAUUGAUUAUUUCUCUCCUAAUGUUGGCAAAGAUCUUCACGUUGGACACCUCAGAGGGGCCCUUGUUGGUGACUCUCUAGCAAGGCUGUUGGAGUUUAUUGGACUCCGCGUACACCGCAGCUGUUAUUUUGGUGACUGCGGCAUCCCCUCGGCUGUUUGCCUAGGAGGCCUUCAAGUGUACAAGAAAAUGAAGCAGCUCAGCAGCAGCAGCAGCGGGAGCAGCAGCAGCAGCAAUGGAGGAGACGGGGGUCAGAUGUCUCCUGUAGAGUUGUUGCUUGCUGCAGCAGAUGCUGUUGUUGCAGAUACUCCUCCUGAGUACAGACCUGUGCUUCGCCCAAGAGAAGGAGCAGCAGCAGGAGCAGCAGGGGUAGCAGCAGCAGGAGCAGCAGGAGCAGCAGGAGCAGCAGCACCAGACAACCAUAUCAGUGACGCAGACGUAGAGGCCUUCAUGUCGCAUAUGGCCGCUUUGGAGGCAGCGCUUGAAGAGCAGCAGCAGCAGCAGAAGCAGCAAGAGGAGAAGCAGCAGCAGCAGGGAGGCAAGAGCGAAGCAGCAGCAAACAAUAUUAUUGACUGGCAGCAACUUGCAAAACGAAAAGAACCACAAACAAAACUUAAUCUUACGGAAGCUUAUGCGAGGUUCGCUCGCCAGCUGCGGCUAUUACGUUUGUCUCCUCAAGCAGCAGAUGGGGAGCAGCAGCAGCUGCAGCACAUGCAGCAGCUAAUAGAUGUUUUAAAGGAGAAGGACAUGCUGCUGCCAUCUGAAACAAGCAGCAGCAGCAGCACCAUCAGCAGCAGCAGCAGCAGCAGCAGCAACACGAGCCCGUUAAAUGUUCGAUUCCCACAGACAAAAGAGGAGAUCCCGCAUGAGCAACAGCAGCACCAGCAGCAGCAGCAACAACAACAACUUGAUUCAGUAGCCAUCCGAAGACAAGGGGGGACAUACACAUACAUUGCCACAGACCUUGCUGCGCUUAAAUCUAGGGUGGAAAGGGGCAAUGACUGGGUCCUGCUGGUGACGGACGAGCAGCAAGCAUCGCAUUUUAAGCGUUUGUUUGCCAUUGGCAAAAAUAUACUAAAAGAUAAAACCCUAAUUGAAGUAAAUGCAAGGAAAAACCCUCUUAUGCAGCACCUGCAGCAGCAGCAGCAGCAGCAGCAGCAGCAGCGGCAGGUGCGACCUGCGGUAUAUGUACAGCAUAUAGGUGUCGGGCUGGUGAAGGGCCCCACAGGGGAAAAGCUUUCCUCAAGAACAGCGGCAAACAGCCUCACAGACCGCAUUGAGGAGAUGCUGCAGGUUGCAGAGGCUGAGUUAAGACGAAGACAGCCGAAUCUCUCAGAGGCGGAAAUAAGGCAAAGGGCAGAAGGCAUAAAGUAUCUUACCCAACAACAUUCCGAGUUAGGGACCCCCAUGGGGGCCCCCAAGGAACCCCUGAAGAGGGCCCCCUACGCGCUGUCUACAGCGGAGAGAAGAUUAGCAGCAAAAGCAGCAAGUUUUGGGGUGUACGUACACCGCAGUGCUGCUUGCUUGGAUCCUUCUUUACUUGUUUCUUUCCUUCUUGAUUUAGCUAACUCCUUUAAUAGCUUCUAUGAAGCCUACCACGUUAUCUGCAGCAGCAGCAGCAGCAGUAGCAGCAGCAGUAACGGCAGCAGGAACUGCAGCCGUCGUGUUGCUGCACCCACAUCGGAAGGGCAGCAGCCUCGGCAGCAACAACAAGAACAGACCCAGCAGCAACAGCAGCAACAGCAGCAGCAGCAGGCCAACAGUCGGGUGUACGUACACCCCCAGCGGCUAUUAAUAUGCCAAUCAGUAAAACAAACAUUGGAGAAAGGACUCCAACUACUGGGGGCAGAUAAACUUGCAGAUAUUUAA